UUAAUACAUUGGCGAUAUUUCUGAGAGGGACAAAGGAAAAUAUAUACAAACCCCCCGAGUCCGAGGACUUUCUAAGGGGAUCAAAUUUUCCUUACCUUCGCAUAAACCCCAAAGGGGAAGUGGAAAAGAGCGUCUGACUCGAGGGGAAAGGAAUUCGAGUCCACCGUCUCUCCUCUAUCUCUCCUCUCGAUUGGUGGUGGACUCUUAGCGCUACAGAGAUGGUGUACAUCGACUCGUGGGACGAGUUCGUGGAGAGAUCCGUCCAACUGUUCCGCGCGGACCCUCAAUCGUCUCGAUAUGUGAUGAAGUAUCGGCAUUGCGACGGAAAGUUGGUGCUGAAGGUCACGGAUAACCGUCAGUGUCUCAAAUUUAAGACAGACCAAGCACAAGAUGCUAAAAAGAUGGAGAAGCUGAACAAUAUCUUUUUUACCCUAAUGGCUCGUGGUCCUGAUGUGGAUACAACUGAAGUAUCGGGGAAAGAACAGGCAGAAACCCAGACGUCUAAGAAAGGGCGAGGUAGGAGGCAAUGAUUCCUGGCUUUGGGCCUUAUUUUUUUGUAAUGAUUGUCGGCCUCUCUUAUAUCAUUGCAUUGCUGAUCUUCAGUUGCGAUCAUAGUUGUCAAAAACAACUGAACAACCAAUGCAAGUGUUUAGAUCUACAUGGUUUGAACCUAAUUCCUGUUCUUUUUAAUGCUCAAAUUCCUUAGUAUCAGAGUAUUGAGAGCAAUGUUUUAUCAAUUUUGAAUAUUGUAAUAUUACUGUUGCAUAACAGAUGCCUGACUUAAACUAUUAAGUUGUGAAAGCUUAAGGGAUGAA
Messenger RNA from Nymphaea colorata (pocket water lily), 815 nucleotides. RefSeq names its product signal recognition particle 9 kDa protein. The transcript is spliced from 4 exons. Gene Ontology annotation, molecular function: 7S RNA binding. The record is from RefSeq and is a predicted model, not a curated record. The coding region runs from base 219 to 530 and encodes 103 amino acids. Gene Ontology annotation, biological process: SRP-dependent cotranslational protein targeting to membrane; negative regulation of translational elongation. Gene Ontology annotation, cellular component: signal recognition particle, endoplasmic reticulum targeting. NCBI's taxonomy places the organism in Eukaryota, Viridiplantae, Streptophyta, Magnoliopsida, Nymphaeales, Nymphaeaceae.